GUUUAGCGCCGGGUCAGGAUACCCAGUACCAGGGGAAGUGACUGACUACGAUCCUACAAAUCACAUUAUUACUGUCAGGACUUCAUCAAAGACGGGAACUGAGGAGGUGUUUCAAGUGUCAGGGACCACAAUGGCUGCCGUUGAACCAAGAGAAGAACUGGGGGAGGAGGGGGUAGAUGAUAUGAUUACAUUAAAUGACCUGAAUGAGGGAUCAUUACUGUGGAACUUGAAGAUCAGAUAUGAGAGGGAACAGAUAUAUACCUAUGUGGGCAGUAUACUGGUUGCUGUGAACCCAUACAAGAUGUUUGAUAUGUAUGGUCUGGACAGAGUUAAACAGUAUGAAGGACAAGUCCUGGGAACUCUGCCUCCACAUUUGUUUGCCAUUGGAAGUGCAUGCUACAGCAAGAUGAUCAAGGAUGAGCAGAAUCAGGUGGUAGUUAUCAGGUAAGAAUGUCUAAAAAUA
Messenger RNA from Lingula anatina, 463 nucleotides. RefSeq names its product unconventional myosin-XV-like. Gene Ontology annotation, molecular function: protein binding; cytoskeletal motor activity; ATP binding. Lineage: Eukaryota; Metazoa; Brachiopoda; Lingulata; Lingulida; Lingulidae. The record is from RefSeq and is a predicted model, not a curated record. Gene Ontology annotation, cellular component: myosin complex; cytoskeleton.